CCACAAAUGUGGGAGGGCGAUAACCACUCGUAGAAAGCGUGAGAAGUUACUACAAGCGGUCCUCCCGGCCACCGUACUGUUCCGCUCCCAGAAGCCCCGGGCGGCGGAAGUCGUCACUCUUAAGAAGGGACGGGGCCCCACGCUGCGCACCCGCGGGUUUGCUAUGGCGAUGAGCAGCGGCGGCAGUGGUGGCGGCGUCCCGGAGCAGGAGGAUUCCGUGCUGUUCCGGCGCGGCACAGGCCAGAGCGAUGAUUCUGACAUUUGGGAUGAUACAGCACUGAUAAAAGCAUAUGAUAAAGCUGUGGCUUCAUUUAAGCAUGCUCUAAAGAAUGGUGACAUUUGUGAAACUUCGGGUAAACCAAAAACCACACCUAAAAGAAAACCUGCUAAGAAGAAUAAAAGCCAAAAGAAGAAUACUGCAGCUUCCUUACAACAGUGGAAAGUUGGGGACAAAUGUUCUGCCAUUUGGUCAGAAGACGGUUGCAUUUACCCAGCUACCAUUGCUUCAAUUGAUUUUAAGAGAGAAACCUGUGUUGUGGUUUACACUGGAUAUGGAAAUAGAGAGGAGCAAAAUCUGUCCGAUCUACUUUCCCCAAUCUGUGAAGUAGCUAAUAAUAUAGAACAAAAUGCUCAAGAGAAUGAAAAUGAAAGCCAAGUUUCAACAGAUGAAAGUGAGAACUCCAGGUCUCCUGGAAAUAAAUCAGAUAACAUCAAGCCCAAAUCUGCUCCAUGGAACUCUUUUCUCCCUCCACCACCCCCCAUGCCAGGGCCAAGACUGGGACCAGGAAAGCCAGGUCUAAAAUUCAAUGGCCCACCACCGCCACCGCCACCACCACCACCCCACUUACUAUCAUGCUGGCUGCCUCCAUUUCCUUCUGGACCACCAAUAAUUCCCCCACCACCUCCCAUAUGUCCAGAUUCUCUUGAUGAUGCUGAUGCUUUGGGAAGUAUGUUAAUUUCAUGGUACAUGAGUGGCUAUCAUACUGGCUAUUAUAUGGAAAUGCUGGCAUAGAGCAGCACUAAAUGACACCACUAAAGAAACGAUCAGACAGAUCUGGAAUGUGAAGCGUUAUAGAAGAUAACUGGCCUCAUUUCUUCAAAAUAUCAAGUGUUGGGAAAGAAAAAAGGAAGUGGAAUGGGUAACUCUUCUUGAUUAAAAGUUAUGUAAUAACCAAAUGCAAUGUGAAAUAUUUUACUGGACUCUAUUUUGAAAAACCAUCUGUAAAAGACUGGGGUGGGGGUGGGAGGCCAGCACGGUGGUGAGGCAGUUGAGAAAAUUUGAAUGUGGAUUAGAUUUUGAAUGAUAUUGGAUAAUUAUUGGUAAUUUUAUGAGCUGUGAGAAGGGUGUUGUAGUUUAUAAAAGACUGUCUUAAUUUGCAUACUUAAGCAUUUAGGAAUGAAGUGUUAGAGUGUCUUAAAAUGUUUCAAAUGGUUUAACAAAAUGUAUGUGAGGCGUAUGUGGCAAAAUGUUACAGAAUCUAACUGGUGGACAUGGCUGUUCAUUGUACUGUUUUUUUCUAUCUUCUAUAUGUUUAAAAGUAUAUAAUAAAAAUAUUUAAUUUUUUUUUAAA
Molecule: messenger RNA, 1571 nt
Organism: Homo sapiens (human)
Lineage: Eukaryota; Metazoa; Chordata; Mammalia; Primates; Hominidae
Gene: SMN1
Product: survival of motor neuron 1, telomeric
Exons: 8
Coding region: 164-1012 (282 amino acids)
Biological process (GO): mRNA processing; RNA splicing, via transesterification reactions
Cellular component (GO): neuron projection; nuclear body; Z disc
Molecular function (GO): RNA binding
Source: RefSeq, marked reviewed